Messenger RNA from Cooperia oncophora, 831 nucleotides. Lineage: Eukaryota; Metazoa; Nematoda; Chromadorea; Rhabditida; Trichostrongylidae. The record is from the annotation of a GenBank genome assembly.
UUCAGAGAUUGGACCUAUGUGCCGCUCGCCAAAUCGAAGUCUCUCACCCACAGUGGCUGUCCUAUUGUCGAUGGAUGCACAACAGUACUCGCAGACAUUUUGAACGAAGUAACAGAAAUUCGCAGUGAAGCUGCCGAAAGGAUCUUCCCAUCGCUUUUGCUCUACGAAAGUAAUGUCUCCGACAGUACUGAUCAAUGCCGAGCAGUCCGUGAUAUGGCCGAGUUCCUGCCAGUGCUACUCGACCUUUCUCGUUUUCUAGCUAGGACCAGCUUGGUCUUUCGGAAUCUGUUGUUUCAGAUACGAGGAUUUCAUGGACUGGAACCCGACGACUUACCAGCGGCGCCAGAUCGGAAGUUAUUUCGAGCUUGGUUCGGUCUUGGAGAAUUGUUGGCUGUUCUCCUUCAAACGGACAAAAUUAUCGAAUGUCGUCCAGCAAUCCGAAAUGAUUGGAACAGCUAUUCUCGUGCAAUGGGAACAGCUCAACAUAACCCCGCCCAGUUUGGAGUGACCGUUGAAGAAAUGCACCCCCUGAUAACCACCAUCGCGACAAUUGAUGGGCAAGUCAUGGCCGGAAAUGGACUUCGCAACUGCUACGAGCAAAGCUAUGGGGAACUGGAUGAGGACAAGAAGUUUGCCGCACGCAUGCGAGCCGCAAUCGUCGAGAUUUAUAAUCAAUGGGAAAGAGCGGCAGAUAGUGAUAUGCCGGACAAAUACCGACUGAUGGUUAUCGUGUCGUUGUUCGUCUUUUUUCAACUGCACUUCGCUAUCAAUGACAACAAACUAGGAAGGAUCAUUUGGAAAGAGCCACAAAAAGGUAGCUUCACUGCAUAA